This is a messenger RNA of Pocillopora verrucosa, 546 nucleotides long. The record is from RefSeq and is a predicted model, not a curated record. Lineage: Eukaryota; Metazoa; Cnidaria; Anthozoa; Scleractinia; Pocilloporidae.
AUGGAUUCCUUUGAUUGUGACGAUAAAGAUCAUAAAAGUAAUGAUGAAAAUAACUUUAAAAAAAACGGGGACGAAGACGAAGACGAGGACGAGGAUAAGGACAAGGACGAGGACAAGGACAGGAAAAAGGACAAGGAAAAGAAAGACAAGGACAAGGACAAGGACAAGGACAAGGACAAGGACAAGGACAAGGACAAGGACAAGGACAAGGACAAGGACAAGGACAAGGACAAGGACAGGGACAGGGACAGGGAUAGGGACAAGGGCAAGGACGAAGACAAUGACAAGAGCAAGGACAAAGACAAGGACAAGAACAAGAACAAGGACAAGAAAAAGGAGGGAGACAAAGUCAAAGACAAGGAGACGGAGAAAGAGAAGUUUAAGGACAUGGAGAAGAACAAAGAGACGGACAAGAUUUUAGUGAACGACGCACUGACGCCGUUUGAUUGCGUGCGAAUCUUUUCCCAUGCUGCUUGCUUCGCCUUCUUCGUCACUGGCGACGAAAAUGGCGCCAAAACUAUCAUUAUGUGUUCCCUCGCGAUCUGA